AUGGGAGGUUUAACAUGGUUUCUUUUCAUCUAUUGCUUAGGUGGUCUCACAUUUCUUCCCCUCGUCGUAAUAGCCAUAUUACUUCACGCAUACUUUACCUUUCCAGAUCGCGACGACACCGAUUCACGAAAUGAUUACGAUCCAAUAUCUCGACCUGGUGAUGAUGUCGAUGCUAUUAAAUCCGCACAGAAAUCCCUGGGCGAGAAGUUUCAACUUCACAACAACCAUGAAGCGGACGUAGCUGCUGGGUAUUUCGCAAUCUGUAGGGAAUACUCACCAGGCGGAGUGAAUGGGAAGCCGCCAGAACGAACAACACCCACUGGAUCAACUACAGUCUCUGCGCCCAGUCCUAGCGUUUAUCAGAGCAUGUAUAGAAGCUUGUUUGAGAGGAAGACAAACAAUGGCCCAUUAGAUAAUAAGACAGCGGGGAAACCACAGAAAAAAGGCGGCAAUGUAUUUUACGUGGUCCUAAGGCAUGGUCAUCUAAUGCUAUUUGAUGAUGAUGAGCAGCUCGAAGUUCGUUACGUAGUGUCUUUGGCACAUCACGACGUUAGCAUAUACUCGGGACUGAAUGAUAUUACACCAGAAGGAGAAUUGUUCAUUAAAAGGAAUGCCAUUUGCUUGUCAAGGAAGCAGGGUGUGGGAGAGAUGACUGCUGAUGGCAAGCCAUCUCAACCCUUCUAUUUGUUUUCUGAUAAUUGUUCUGAUAAGGAAGAUUUCUAUUUCGCACUUCUACGAAACCAAGAGUCGGACUCGACCCCAAAACCACCGGUUCCCUUGCAGUAUGAUGUGAAGGAUAUCAUCACUCUUGUCCAAAGGCUACAUUCAUCCGAAGAACACCUGCAGACAAGAUGGAUAAAUGCUCUAGUUGGCCGGAUAUUUCUUGCGCUUUACAAAACACCAGAAGUUGAGGAUUUCGUUCGCGCAAAGAUCACCAAGAAGAUAUCAAGAGUCAAAACUCCCAACUUUUUAAGGCAAAUCACUCUUCGCAACGUGGAUAUGGGAGAGGCAGCACCAGUGAUCACAAACCCACGUUUGAAGGAUUUAACCGUAGAUGGACAGCUUAUCGUAGAGGCUGAUGUUCGCUAUACAGGUAACUUUCGACUCGAAGUUGCCGCCAUAGCUCGUCUUGAGCUCGGCGCCCGCUUCAAAGCUCGAGAAGUAGAUUUACUGUUAGCCGUUGUCUUGAAGAAGAUUGAGGGCCAUAUACUUCUCCGAAUUAAGCCGCCUCCCUCGAAUAGGCUAUGGAUUACAUUUGAAACCAUGCCAAAGAUAGACAUGACAAUAGAGCCCAUUGUAAGCUCACGACAGAUUACAUACACAUUGAUUCUUCGCCAGAUCGAAAAUAGGAUCAAGGAAGUCAUCGCUGAGAGUUUAGUCUUCCCCAACUGGGAUGACUCGCCAUUUGCCAGUACUGUAGACAAGCUGUGGAGAGGUGGCAUCUGGGCAGAUGACCGACGCGCCGAACGCUCUCAUGAUGCUGAAACUCUUGCCGCUGAGGAUGGAGACGUGGAAGAGGUAGAGAUUCUAGAAGCUGAGAAUGACGAAUCUACAACACCUGCGCUACAAAUAGAAAAGAGCUAUAGUGCUCCUGUUCUUGAUACCAACCUUUCUAAUACGGUGCAUUCACGCAAAGGCAUGAAAUCUACUUCGAAUCUCGUCAGCCCAUUGUCUGGUAGCUCUUCUACAGGGGUUGAUGUGCGACCUUCGACGGGCGACAAACCACGAGCCCUUCGUUCGGGAUCCUUUGCUAACGCCUCUUCUCCAGUGGUCACUACUGAUAUAACUAACGCGGACGCAUUCAAACCUUCGAGCCCUCCCAAUGGAGAUCACGCGGCAAUCUCUAUGGCUAAAUUGUCCGCAAAGACAGAACUCCCUGCACAAAUUCUCUCUGAGUCUCCCAGUCGACCAAAAAAUGUUAAACUCAGCAGCAGCCAAUCCUCAUCAUCUUCGAGAGGCUCUUCACAUUCGGAGAAAGCUUCUAUGAGCAACUCAAUACCGCAAGCUUCUUUGGAGCCAUCAUUGUUCAAUGAUAAAUCCAGUAUAAAUUCUUACCCCUCGAGUCCUGCGAGUUUAAGUACUGCAUCAAUAAAGUCAGAAUUUUCGACUCCUACGGGUUUGGGUCCUCCAAAACGUGAGAAUACCACAUCUACAGCGAAAUCCUCAACGCCGGAAACCAAACGUUUGUCUCUUGCCGCCGUUACCAACGCAGCGGCAACAGCCAAAACCUGGGGUUGGAACGCUCUCCAACGACGUAAUGAGCAUAGGGGAGGCAAUUCAUCAGAGUCAACAGAACCAGCCCAGCCGCGCGUCAUGGGCCGUGGACAACCGCUACCUCCUCCUGGAGUUCCUUUACCUCUACCAGACAAAAAGACAAAAACGGCCCCUAUCCCCGUGCCUAAGCGGAAGCCAAUGCCUCCUCCUGUUUUGCAACAAAGGAACCAAACAGAAUCACCUACCAGACGACAGCAUCACACUGCUCCACCACCUCCUUUGCCCAGACGUAAUUCGCGAAAGAAUGUUGAUACUGGAGAUGAUGGUCUCCUAGUUGUGUCGGCACCAUCAGAACCAACGACGCCAGUAACUGAAGAUUCACCUCAAUAUAUGCAGCCAUGGGUAGAUGAUGUGGACGAGACGCUGGAAGAACACCAGCAAACCAAGACUGAUGUUCCCUCGCCCGCUCCUUCUAUUGCUCAUGAGCCACCCCAACUUCCAAAGAGGCGAUACCCACGUCGAGUCGCCUCAACUAGCCCUGAGGAAGAUGGACACAAGUUACCCUCGUGGAUGGCAGCACAGGAGCGAGAAGCUCGGACUAAAAGCACUUUUGUUGAUGAAGAUGCAGGUCUUUGA
This is a messenger RNA of Botrytis byssoidea, 2850 nucleotides long. RefSeq lists its product as uncharacterized. Gene Ontology annotation, biological process: phospholipid transport. NCBI's taxonomy places the organism in Eukaryota, Fungi, Ascomycota, Leotiomycetes, Helotiales, Sclerotiniaceae. Gene Ontology annotation, cellular component: ERMES complex; endoplasmic reticulum. The coding region runs from base 1 to 2850 and encodes 949 amino acids. Gene Ontology annotation, molecular function: lipid binding. The transcript is spliced from 3 exons. The record is from RefSeq and is a predicted model, not a curated record.